ACAGCAGCACCAAGUAUUUCUGUCACCAGAGCGCCACUCAGCUGGACCUGAGAAUUGGGCCGUAUGUUUCCACUCGUGCAUCUAAAUUUCCUGUGUGGUUUCACAGUCCCGAGAAGCUGCCAGGACUUCUCGUAAAGGCUGCAGCGGGUCAGUUUCACUCUUGUGGGCACUUAGUUCUCAUUUCGAUCUGUUUGUUUGAAGAUACAGCUCCGCUGAGUUUGGGGAAGAUGGAGGACGACGAAGGUUACACGGUACUGAACCUCCGGCCGAAGAGGGGAAACUCAGCCUGUCUGUCUCCAGAUGGACGCCAAGAGUCUCCUCCGAGUCCCCGUUGUUACAAAAUCGCCCUAGGAGCUUUGGGGGCCUGGUGUAUCAUUCUGAUGUUAGCGGGGAUUGCACUGGGUGCCUGGGUUUUCCAGGGGCGAGCUCAUGAAGACCAGGCUGGAGCAGCAGGGAAUGCAUCCCUGGAGGAGCUGGUGUCUCACUUGAGGCGGCGUCUGUGUGACUCAGCACCCGGCAGCGCUGCAGGUGGCUCCGGGUGCAAAGUCUGCCCCCGGGACUGGCUGCCCCACAGGGACAAAUGCUAUUGGGUCUCUAAAGAGAGUAAGUUCUGGAGUGAGAGCUUUAAAGACUGUGAAAUGAGGACGUCUCAGAUGCUGGUCAUCCAGGACAGGGAGGAGAUGGAGCUGAUACAGAACAUUACUCAAGGGACAAGCCUUGUUUGGAUUGGACUCACCAUUAAAUCGCCAGAGAAGAAAUGGACCUGGGUGGACACUUCCCCAUUAGAUCAAAGUCUGUGAGUGUUUGUAAGUGGUUACUGGUUUACAUGAGGUCGAAAAGUUGUAGCUGUGUUGGUCCCAGGAUUUGAGAGAGAUAAGGUGGGUGAGGUAAUAUCUUUUACAGGACCAAUUUCUCUUGGUGAAAGGUCUUCUUCAUCCUCAAGAAUUAGCAAUUGCUAAACUCAUUCCUUUUUAUGCCUCUACCUCCCCCUCAUGGAUGCAGGAGGAAUGCAACAGAACUAGGCAAAAACUUUCUGCCAAAACUUUUUUGGGGGGAAAAAAUAGAGAUUCAGUGACACCGAAAUGUUCUGCAAAUUCAUGUAGGCUCCACCCAAUUGUUCAUUUCAGAAAAUCAAUCGAUUGAUUGAUGGAUCAAAGCGUUCUAUUGAGACAUUUUCAAAACACUGGGGAAGGGUAAACAAUGAAGAGGAGAGGUCACUGAUUCAGAGCGAUCUAGAUCGCUUGUUCAACGGGGCGCAAGCAAACAAUCUGCGUUUUAGUUCGGCUAAACGUAAAUGUACACAUCUAGGAACAAAGAACUCAGGCCCUACUUACAGGAUGGGGGACUCUACCCCGGGAAGCAGGGACUCUGGAAAAGAUUUGGGGGUUGUGGUGGAUAAUCAGCUGAAUAUGAGCUUGACGCUGUGGCCAAGAGUUCAAGCUCUGCUGGGAUGCAUAAACAGGGGACUCUCAAGUAGGAGUCGAGAGGUUGUUUUACCUCUGGAUUUGGCCCUGCGCGAGAGUGGCUGGAAUCCUGUGUCCAGUUCUGGUGUCCACAGUUCAGGAAGGAUGUUGAUAAAUUGGAGAGGGUACAGAGAAUAAAUGGUUAGAAUACCUAGCUUAUAGUGCGAGACUCAAAGAGCUCCAUCUAUUUAGCUUAACAAAGAGAAGGUUAAGGGGUGACUUGAUUACUGUCUAUACGUAUCUACAUGGGGAACAAAUAUUUAAUAAUCGGAUCUUCAAUCUAGCAGAGAGAGGUAUAACAUGAUCCUGUGGUUUGAAGCUGAACCUAGACAAAUUCAGACUGGAAAUAAGGUGUAAAUUUUUACUAGUGAGAAUAAUUAACCACUGGAACAAUUUACCAAGGGUCUUGGUGGAUUCUCCAUCACUGGCAAUUUUUAAAUGACGAUUGGAUGCUUUUCUAAAAAGCUGCUCUAGGAAUUAUUUUGGGGCAGGUCUCUGGCCUGUGUUUUAUAGGAGGUCAGACUAGGUGAUCACAAUGGUACUUUCUGACCGUGGAAUCUAUGAAAACAAAAUAUAUCAAUUUUUCGGAUUGAAAUUACUUUUCAUUUAAAAAUUGCCUUUAACUUUAUGUUUUUAAAAUUGAAAAAAAGUCUUAAAAUGGUCAAAAUCGAAACAGAACAUUUCGAUUUUGUCAAAAUGUUGAGUUGGAUCCCAAAUGAAUUUUAUUUUAUGAUUCGCCAAAAAUCUCAACAAGUUUUGGUUUUGGUCCAGCAAGAAACAAUUUUUUUGCGUGUGGACUAAAUUGCCAACAAACCGGAAAAUCAUUAUUCACCCACCGCCAAUUGCAGCCACAUUUGGAGCCAUAAUCUUGACAUGAUCAGUUGUAAGAUAUUUAGUGACCGAACAUGGCGAUAUUCUGAACAAAACAAACCCUCAACCGUGCUUGUCGCUGAUUCCAUCGCUUCACACUGACUCCAGACACAUUUUAGACUUCAGAGUGACAAACAGGUGACGCUCCUGAAAUCUUCUUAUAUCGGUAGUGAUAAAUCACAUUUUAAAUCACAGAUCUUUUGCAGGUUCCCAGUAACUGGCUCUGCUGAAGGAAACAGCUGUGGGAUGAUCAGAAGGAAUCGGAUUAAUUCUGAAUCUUGCAACACUGAAUUCAAGUGGAUUUGUCAGAUGGGAGCCAUCCUGCUAUAAACCUGGUGGUCCGUUCUUGGAAAAAAAUGAAAGCUUUGUAUUUUAGUCUAUGGGCAGUGAUGAGUUUUACGAGUUGGAGUUAUACAUUUGAGAGAGAGAAGGUGGGUGAGGUAAUAUCUUUUACUGGACCAAUUUCUGUUGGUGAAAGGUCUUCUUCAUCCUCAAUGAAAAUUUUGAUGAAAUUAAUCUGUUCCAGCAAAACAUUUUAAAUUUUGUCAAAUCAGCAUUUUCUGGGGGAAAACUCCAGUGAGUGGUAGACUGAGAGGUAACUCCAGGAAAAGCAACCAGGGAGUCAAUGCUCUGUAACAGAGCAAAGACGCACCUAAAGGUAGGCCAAAGGGGACUGAGAACUGAGCCCAGAAGGUGGGCUAAAGAGGAGCCCAAAAGGAGCAGAAGAACCUUUCGUUGGCUUGAACUUUUGUUAUCCAGGAAGGGGUUAAAUUUGUGUAGUGACUUCGCUGCAAGACGGAAUGAAAUUGCCAACAGAGACCCCGUGCAGAAGGCCAAGACGACUUGCCUCAGAGGUGGAAACUGACUCUGAGGCAGGGUUCACCUGCAGAGGCACACUCCACCAGAAGGGCGCAUGAUGGGGCAGCCAUGCCCUGUGACAGCCUGUUUCUUAAAGCCCCAGCUCCUGGACUCAUGUGAUCAUAGGAUGAUCUCAGCUUGAAUUAAAAUAAAAGCAAGUCUCUAGUCCAGUGGAGGGCAACCUGUGGCCCACAGGCCACACGUGGCCCAGCAGGAUAAUCUGCUGGCGGGCCAUGAGACAUUUUGUUCACAUUGACCAUCCGCAGGCACCGCAGGACUGUUUUGACUCCUGAUUUGUGAACACUUGGGCUUGGCGAUAGUGGCUAACAGACUAUUGUGAAUGCAAUCCUGCUUUAUUCUUGAUUAUUGUGUUGAUCUAAAGGUCCAUAUGAUCACUCUUUUUUUGUAGUAGUACUAUAGUAAUGCCUCGGUCAUGGACUAGGACCCCACUGUGCUAGGGGCUGUACAAACACAGCACACAAAGAUGGUCCAUACCCCAAAGAGCAUAUAAACAGA
Messenger RNA from Malaclemys terrapin pileata, 3707 nucleotides. RefSeq names its product killer cell lectin-like receptor subfamily F member 1. Lineage: Eukaryota; Metazoa; Chordata; Testudines; Emydidae. The transcript is spliced from 5 exons. Bases 228 to 800 code for a protein of 190 amino acids. The record is from RefSeq and is a predicted model, not a curated record.